CAUCGCAGUGUGCCUGGUGGGAUUGAUUCAUCGGGUUGGUCCGAGCUUCACUUUCCGAGAGCUUCGAUGACCAUCAUAGAGCCUCAGCGUCAACACACAAUCUCAACCCCUCCAAGCCACCACCCUCUCACCCACCAUCUCGACCCACACGUCCUCACCCUUACCUCCACAUAUUCUCGGCCGAAUCCUACGUGAUGCCCGCCACAACAGCAGAGACGCUGUCACUCGUGACCCGUAACGUCUCGGUCGCGCCUCUCGUGCUUCUCUCCGCAGCAGAUCACUACGGUCGACAAGCAAAAGGCACACGAAAGCGAGUGGUCGGUGUGCUCCUAGGGCAGAACGACGGCAAAAAUGUACGGGUUUCCAACAGUUUCGCUGUGCCUUUCGAAGAAGACGAGAAAGACCCUUCAGUUUGGUUCCUGGAUCACAACUAUGUCGAGUCGAUGAACGACAUGUUCAAGAAAGUGAACGCGCGGGAGAAGUUGAUUGGGUGGUAUCACACUGGUCCUAAACUACGUGCGUCCGAUCUCGAGAUCAACGAGUUGUUCAAGAGAUAUACGCCGCAUCCGCUACUUGUCAUCAUCGAUGUGCAACCACAAGAAGUGGGUGUACCGACAGACGCAUACUUCGCGGUGGAGGAAAUCAAGGAUGACGGGACCACAACUUCCAAGACUUUCGUUCACACACCCUCAUUAAUUGAGGCAGAAGAAGCAGAAGAAAUCGGUGUUGAGCACCUCCUCCGAGACAUCCGUGACGUCGCCGUCGGCACCCUCUCCACCCGCAUAACCUCACAGCUUCAAUCAUUGCAGGGCCUGCACCUGCGUCUCCGUGACAUUGGCCAAUACCUACAGAAGGUCCUGGACGGCGACCUGCCCGUUAACCACGCCAUACUCGGCAACUUACAAGACGUAUUCAAUCUUCUCCCGAACCUUUCCACGCCGAAGCCCACACCAGUCGGCGGCGCCACAAACGGAGUCGGUCCAGCAGCCGGCGUAGCUGGAGGAUUGGACAAUGGCGAGCUGGCGCGCGCGAUGAGCGUCAAGACGAACGACCAAUUGAUGGCCAUCUAUCUCUCGAGUUUGAUCCGCGCCAUAACGGCGUUCCACGACCUGAUUGAGAACAAGAUCCAGAACAAGCAAGCAGCAGAGGAUAAGGAAAGCAAAAAGGAGGAAGGUGACAAGGAUAAGAAGGCCAACGGCGCGAGUAGCGAGGCAAAGGAAGGAGACAAGGAAAAGGAGAAAGACAAGGUCAAGGAGGAGAAGAAGAAGGGUUGA
Molecule: messenger RNA, 1274 nt
Organism: Periconia digitata
Lineage: Eukaryota; Fungi; Ascomycota; Dothideomycetes; Pleosporales; Periconiaceae
Source: the annotation of a GenBank genome assembly